AUGAGGAUCUCCACCAUAUCAAGUGCCAACUUGAGCUUCUCUACAUUCCUGCUGACAGGCUUCCCAGGCCUAGAAUGGGCCCACCAUUGGAUCUCACUGCCUAUUUUUGUAGUAUACCUCGUGGCCCUCUUGGGCAAUGCCACCAUCUUGCAUCUGGUACGAACCGACCCUUCUCUCCACCAGCCCAUGUACUACUUUCUGGCCAUCCUGGCUGUGACAGACCUGGGCCUAUGCAUGUCCACAAUGCCCUCAGUGCUGGGUGUGCUGUGGUUUGAUGCCCGGACAGUGGGCCUGGUGCCCUGUGUCCUGCAGCAGCACUUCCUACACUCCUUUUCCUUCAUGGAAUCAGCUGUGCUCUUUGCUAUGGCUCUGGACCGCCUCGUGGCCAUCCGCUUCCCACUGCGCUAUGCAUCUGUGCUUUCAGGUCCUCGUGUGGCAUUGGCAGGGCAGCUGGGCAUGCGGAGUGCCGCCAUCACUGCUGCACCUUCACUGCACCUACUGAAUUUUGACUACUGUCGCCCUGGAGCACUGUCCCAUGCCUACUGUCUUCACCAGGAUAUGAUUCGUCUGGCCUGCUCUGACACACGUUUCAACAGACUCUAUGGGCUGUGCAUCAUCAUGCUGGCCAUGGGCUCUGAUGUCCUUUUCAUCCUGCUCUCCUACACUGUCAUCCUCUACACUGUGCUGGUGAUCGCCUCUGCAGGGGAGAGGCUUAAGGCCCUCAACACUUGUGUCUCCCACAUCAUGGCUGUGCUCUGCUUCUACGUGCCUGUGCUAGGUCUGUCCAUUGUGCACAGAUUUGGGCACCACACCUCACCCCUGGUGCACAUCCUCCUGGGCACUGUCUCUGUGCUCUUCCCACCACUGAUAAACCCAGUUAUCUAUAGCAUCAAGACCCAGCAAAUCCGCAGGGCCAUUAUGAAGAUAGUUUCACUGGGGAAGACACAGUGA
Molecule: messenger RNA, 951 nt
Organism: Molossus molossus (Pallas's mastiff bat)
Lineage: Eukaryota; Metazoa; Chordata; Mammalia; Chiroptera; Molossidae
Product: olfactory receptor 51L1-like
Biological process (GO): G protein-coupled receptor signaling pathway
Cellular component (GO): membrane
Molecular function (GO): olfactory receptor activity; G protein-coupled receptor activity
Source: RefSeq, a predicted model, not a curated record